This is a messenger RNA of Boleophthalmus pectinirostris (great blue-spotted mudskipper), 2707 nucleotides long. RefSeq names its product PDZ and LIM domain 7 (gene pdlim7). The coding region runs from base 396 to 1703 and encodes 435 amino acids. NCBI's taxonomy places the organism in Eukaryota, Metazoa, Chordata, Actinopteri, Gobiiformes, Gobiidae. The record is from RefSeq and is a predicted model, not a curated record. Gene Ontology annotation, biological process: muscle structure development; actin cytoskeleton organization; heart development. Gene Ontology annotation, cellular component: adherens junction; stress fiber; filamentous actin. Gene Ontology annotation, molecular function: actin binding; muscle alpha-actinin binding. The transcript is spliced from 11 exons.
UUUUUUUUUAUUACAUUUAUGCCACUUAUAAUUAAAUUGCGUACAUUGGUGGAAUGUAGUCCUGUUAGACACAUAAUUCAUGAAAGUUACUUGACGUGUGUGCAGCUGAGUAAAGAUCUUUGUUUUCUGGCCACAAGCCGACACGCUCCAAUAAAACCCCGUUGUUCAUGCCUGGCCGGUGCCUCUCCUGUUUUAUGGCUCAAAUUCCGGAGAAAGAGGCAAAGUGCUCCAUGUGACUGGUGACGUCUCACGCGAGUCAGUCGUACUCUAGAGUUUGUGGAAUAAUCUGUUGCUCAGCUCCAAGGGGAUCCACGGUGGCUCCUUCACGUCCGCUUUGAGGAAGUUCCGAAGUUUAGCCUACUUUUCCUCACAUUUUUUAUCGGGCAAUAGUCGUGAUGUCUGGCGACCAGCAGACGGGACAAGAGGGUAUGAACAUAUACUCUGUAACCCUCAGCGGCCCAGCGCCCUGGGGCUUCAGACUGCAGGGUGGGAAGGACUUCAGUAUGCCCCUCACCGUGUCAAGGCUGACCCCAGGAGGAAAGGCAGCCCAGGCGGGUGUGGGUGUGGGGGACUGGGUGGUGUCUAUUGGCGAGACCAACGCAGAGGACAUGACCCACGUGGAGGCACAGAACCAGAUCAGAGCAGCGUCAGACUCCCUCACCCUCACCCUCAGCAAAGCGUUCAAAGCUGCUGGAGACCACAAGGACUCGCUCACUCCAGCCUCUGCUCAGCCAAAGUACUCGUUCGCCCCCAGCACCACCAUUAACAAGAUGGCACGGCCGUUUACAGCAGGUGGUGCUAGUGCCAACUCAGGACCUGUUAUUAAGCCUGUGGCAUACUCCCCCAAACUAAACACCCCACGUUCACAAGGCUCUGGUGGAGUACAGGAGUCACUGAAUGGCCUCGAGCCAAUUCCCUCACCUGCCAAGGCCCAGGCAGCGAAUAAACCAGAUGGUUCCAAGACAGCAGCUGCAGCGGCGGGCAGCGCAGUCCCGUUCUGUCGCCCACCAUGGGUCACUGAUCCCAAAUUUGCUGAUCGCUUCCACCCGGACAAAACCAGUACAGUGGUGACACAGCACCAGCAGCCUGUCCAGCCCACACCAAUGGAGAGUCGCAGCUCCAUCGUACAGGCAGCUCAACCAGCCCCCCAAAACAGUGGCAGGACACCAGUGUGCGGAGCCUGUAACAAAAUCAUCAGGGGUCGUUACCUGGUUGCCCUGGGGCGUUCGUGGCACCCUGAGGAGUUCACCUGUUCACAGUGUAAAGCCAUGCUGGAUGAAGGCGGUUUCUUUGAAGAGCGAGGGGCUGUUUACUGCACCAAAUGCCAUGACAACAGAUACGCUCCAAACUGUGCUAAGUGCAAAAAGAAGAUCACAGGGGAAAUUAUGCAUGCUCUGAAAAUGACCUACCAUGUCCAGUGUUUUAAUUGUGCAGCCUGUAAGAAUCCAAUUAGAAAUCAGGCCUUUUACAUGGAGGAGGGAGAGCCAUACUGCGAGAGAGACUAUGAGAAGAUGUUUGGCACCAAAUGCCAUGGCUGUGACUUUAAGAUUGAUGCAGGAGACCGUUUUCUGGAGGCCUUGGGCUACAGCUGGCACGAUACCUGCUUUGUGUGUGCACUCUGCCAAAUCAACCUGGAGGGGAAGACGUUCUACUCAAAGAAGGAUAAGCCGCUGUGCAAAGGCCAUGCUUUUGCUCCUGUGUGAGACCUCCGUCUGCAGCACCUUCCACUCUCCUACUUCACUCAAAUGCAUCUUAUAGUGCUCACAUAAACCAAUCAGCCCCAACAUUAUGACCACUGGCACAUUCAGUGAAAAACAUGGUUGUGUGGUGGAUAUACUGUGCAUUUGGUCCUCAAGUCAAAUAAGCAAGUAAACAUAUUCCAGUGUUAUAUGCGACUUUGUGAAAUAUUCAAGAAAAAAAACAUCAUCACCACGGAGAUGACAGGGUUACAUGAAGUGGGUGGUCAUAACAUUAUGGCUGAUUGGCAUAUGUAAAACUUCACAGCUUAUCUUCACUGACAGCACCUAUGUUCAUUUGCAAAUCCACCACAGUAUAGCAGCUUUACUGUACACUACUUGUUGACAUUUUAAGAUGCUUUUCGAUCAGACUUUGUAAAGGACAUUACAGUUAGAACAGACUUUGGUCAUCUGCCUUCUGUGAUCUGAUCCUUGCAAGAUACUGUCUCUUCAGUCAGACGAAGCGAACUGGUGAAGCCAUUGAGCCUGUAAUAAUGUCACUUGCUGCUCUAAUGAUGUACCAUUCGCCCCUCGCUAAGUGCAAGGAAGUAGUGUGCCCCUUUCAGAGUCCUCACCCACUGCCUAUUAAUGUAAUAGGGGUCCAGCCAGGCAGAAAGGGGUCUCCUACCUCGUCUGCAAUGGACCUCUCUGCCCUGUCACGAACUGCCUCUCUUUUCACCACAUGGCAAAGUUAAUGAUCAAUUAUCCAGUGUCUGUGAAUUAUUCAAAAUUGAUCUGUUUUUAAUAGACACACUGGUGACAGCAAAAUGGGCCAUUAUUGGCUUUUUAAAUGUUACAGUGCCUUAAGGAAAGAUGGUUGAAGCCUUGAAUUGCGAACUAGAGACUAAAACAAAUGCAUUCCUUCAUUGUUACCUUGUUUAUGAUAUAGAUUUGUAUUUAUAUGCUUCAGAAUGUUUCUAAGAUUUUUUUUUAUAGCUGCUUUAAAAUAAAAUUUGGUAUUGCUAUUUUAA